This is a messenger RNA of Rhizoctonia solani, 2922 nucleotides long. Its product is annotated as Retrotransposable element Tf2 protein. Gene Ontology annotation, molecular function: nucleic acid binding. The coding region runs from base 1 to 2922 and encodes 973 amino acids. The transcript is spliced from 7 exons. The record is from RefSeq and is a predicted model, not a curated record. Lineage: Eukaryota; Fungi; Basidiomycota; Agaricomycetes; Cantharellales; Ceratobasidiaceae. Gene Ontology annotation, biological process: DNA integration.
AUGUCGAAUCAACCGGCGGACACCCUUAAAACUCUCAUCAACUCAGGAGCCACGUUGAACUUUAUCUCCCCCUUGAUUGUGGAAAAAUACAAAAUCCCCAAAACCCUACUUGAAAAUCCACGAGUAGUGAGAAUGUUAGAUGGUACCAUUUCACAGACUGGUUGCAUUUGGCACCAGGUACUCCUCACGGUCUCGGCCAAUGGCCACACCCAUUCCAUUCCUUUCCUAGUUUGCCCGAUAGGCAACACCCCAGCAAUACUCGGCAUGACCUGGCUCACAAGUGAAUCCCCGCUCAUUGAUUGGCAGCAAGGCACAGUCACGUUCCCUGAACAGUAUCAUGAAUUUGCCCAAGUCUUUGGAGAAGAGGAAUUCAAGAUGCCAAACUCUCCCCGGUCCUAUCUAUGGCAUGACAGACGCGGAGUCCAAGGCGCUAAACAACACAUAGACGAAGAAUUGGCAACUGGAAAGAUUUGUCCUAGUACCUCUUCUGCUGGCGCCCCCGUUAUGUUUGUUAAAAAAGCAGAUGGCUCUCUCCGACUGGUAGUUGACUACAGGAAGCUAAACAAGGUCACCCACAAAAACGUUUACCCAUUGCCAAGACAAGACGAUCUCAUGGCUAAGCUCAGACAUGCCAAGAUCUUUACAAAGCUAGACCUACAAUGGGGAUACAAUAUGUCCGGAUCAAGAAAGGAGAUGAUAAUGCCCUUUGGGCUUACCAACGCCCCGGCCGCCUUCCAACACUUCAUGAAUGACUUGUUUAGGGACCUCAUCGACGUCACUGUGGUUAUCUACUUGGACAAUAUCUUGAUCUUCUCAGAAGACCCCAAGGACCACCCAACCCAUGUCAGGGAAGUCCUAUCACGGUUGAUGAGAAACCAGUUGUUCUGCAAACUCUCCAAGUGCCACUUCCACGUCACAACAGUGGACUACCUUGAAAUCGAGGCGGUUACGUCGUGGCCACAACCCAGAACGGUCAAGCAAGUCCAGGCCUUUUUAGGAUUUGUCAAUUACCUGAGACGCUUCAUUCCCAACUUCAGCUCUGUUGCGCGCCCCCUGCACAACCUCACCAAAAAGGAAUCACCGUGGUCAUGGAACGUAGCGGAAGAACAGGCUUUCCAGGAAUUAAAGGCCUUAGUCACCAAAGCACCAGUUCUGAUCCACUCGAACCCCAGCUUGCCUUACUAUCUGGAAACAGACGCAUCAGGAGUAGCAAUGGGGGCUAUACUCAGCCAAAGGGGUCCGGAUAAUUGGUUGCAUCCAGAGCUCCUAGCAAUCAUCAAGGCCCUGGAGGAAUGGCGCAUUUACUGGAUGCAGGCACGGACUUUUAACCGCAGACACGCACAAUGGCGCAUCUUCCUGAGCAACUUUAACUUUGAAAUCCACUACCGCCCCGGAAAGCAGUCAGGGAAGCCAGAUGCCCUAUCCAGACGAUCAGACUAUGUUGAUUCCCCCCAAGAACCGGAAGUCAUGCUACCAGCAGAAGUCUUUGCCAACACAUCAGAAACAGAACUUGAGAUUGUCACGGAAAUCCAAGAUAAGCUGAAGGAUGACCCAUCCCUAGAACCUAUUAUCCAAUUCCUGACAGAGGAUGCAGACAAUGCACCUCCAUCAAUUAGGAAGGCCUAUCGGGACUAUGAUUGGGAAGAAGAUCUCCUAUGGUACCGCGGAAAACUGGUGGUCCCAGACUCAGAGCCCAUCAAGGAACGAUUGCUUAAAGAAUUCCAUGAUUCCCCCCUGGCAGGACACCCCGGGCAACAAAGAACCCUAGAACUCCUGAACCGUAACUACUGGUGGCCAGGAAUGAAGUCAUCCGCUAAGGAAUGGGUAGAAUGCUGUCCUAUCUGCCAAGCUAAUCGCCGCGCACACGCUCCUGUGAUCUCCCUAAAACCCUUAGAAGUUCCCCGUUUCCCUUCCACACAAUAUCCUAUGACUUCAUCACAGGAUUCCCCAAUUUGGUCACUUCAUCCCAACCACAAAAAAAUCACAGCCAAGGGACUAGCAGACCUGUUCAUCACCCAUGUGUGGAAGUUACACGGAUUACCGGUCAAAACAGUCUCAGACUGCGGAACAACGUUCACAGGGAAAUUCCUAAGAGCACUGUACCAACGCCUUGGAAUCAAUCCGGCCUUCUCCUCAGCCUACCACCCGGAGUUGGACGGACAGACAGAGAGGGUGAACCAAUUCAUCGAGUUCUACCUCAGAUCCUACGUUGCAGCAGACCAUUCAGACUGGGCUACCUGGUUACCGUUAGCAGAAUAUGCGUACAACAACGCUAGACACUCGGCUACUGGGAAAACCCCCUUCGAACUUGUCUAUGGAAGAAACCCCAUCAUGAGCCCAUCCAACGUACCGGCAAAUGUUCCAGAAGCUGACCAUGUAGCUGACACCCUAGCUCAGGAAUGGAAAGAGGCAGAAUCCGCUCUAAGGCUAACAAAGGAAAGGAUGGCAGGGAUCAGAGGAAUAACUCCAGAAUACGCAAUUGGCAAAAAAGUAUGGCUGGAUGGAAAAAACGUGGAGCUCAGAACCAACUCCAACAAGUUGGACCCUAAGAGACUAGGCCCAUUUGAAGUCCUAGAGCAAAUAUCCAGCCACGCGUACCGCCUGAAACUUCCGGAAACCUUAAAAGUCCACAACGUAUUCUACGUAGGACUGCUAUCCAGAGUUCAUGAAUCGCCCAGUCAACCCUUCCCGGAACAACCCCUGCCAGAAACAAUUGAAGGGGAAGAAGAAUAUGAAGUGGAGCAGAUCAUCGACUCCAGAAGGCAACGAGGGAAAUGGUUCUACUUGAUCAAAUGGAAAGGAUACGGGCCAGAAGACAAUUUGUGGGAACCAGAAGAACUCCUGGAACACAGCCAGGAAGAAGUCAAGCGCUUUAACCAAGCCAGACUCAGAAAGGCUUGUGACGCCGCCAAGAGCCUUUAA